Cynara cardunculus var. scolymus (artichoke) is the source of this 2333-nucleotide messenger RNA. RefSeq names its product O-fucosyltransferase 9. NCBI's taxonomy places the organism in Eukaryota, Viridiplantae, Streptophyta, Magnoliopsida, Asterales, Asteraceae. The record is from RefSeq and is a predicted model, not a curated record. The transcript has 10 exons. The coding region runs from base 346 to 2088 and encodes 580 amino acids.
CUCUUGAAUUCAAGAACAUAGCAAGUGGGAAUUUAAUGGGAUUUGCAGCUUCUGACGCUGCUACUCCCUUUGAUUCCGAUUCACAUCAAUUCAAUUCUCUGCUGUUCUUGUUCUUAUUACCUCUUCAAGAAAAGCUACCCUGAUGCUGACAUUAUACUAUUUGUAUCAGUUUCUUGUACCCAAAUCAACUUUCUUUACAGUUGCGUCUAUACUAAUCGGUUCCUAGUGUUUGUUCAUCUGGGUUUCUUUUAAUUUUGAACUUUUUGUAACUGGGUGAGAAUUUUACAGAAAGUUAAAAUCUUUUUGGUAUUCGAUUUUGCUGUAAUCGACUUAAAGAUCCCAAAAAUGCACGGUUACAGUCGCUUAGGACGGCCAAGUACCAGAAGUGGGAGCAUCUCGCCGUCUCCUUCACCGCCUUCCUCCCCUCGAUUUCGUCAGACCCGUAGCAAAGGCGGCGGCGGAGGUGGUUUCCGGGGCGGGGGCGGCGGUGGAGUAGAGGUGAAGCUGCAGAGUUUUGUGGAGCGGUGGGUUUAUGUUGUGAUAUCGGCGGUCUAUAGGCGGCGAGGGGUUUUAUUAUUUGCUCCCCUGCUUUAUAUCUCUGUAAUGUUAUUGUAUAUGGGUACAAUGGGUUUUGAUGUUGGUAUUAUGAGUAAAAAUAGCGGUACUACUUCUAAAACAGCUCCUUUAGGUUCUUUGUAUCGAAGUCCUCAGGUUUUCCAACACUUGUGGCCGUUUAUGGAAGCCGAGAAUAAUCGAACUACGGAUUUGAUGAUGAAUGUGUGGAACAUGAAGUUGCGUCAAUCUUGGAGGCCUUGUAUUCUUCUUCAGAAUUCUCAAGCAGAACUACCAAAAUCAAAUGGCUUUCUCAUAAUUGAAGCAAACGGCGGGCUGAACCAACAAAGAUUAUCGAUAUGCGAUGCAGUGGCGGUGGCAGGGCUACUGAAUGCUACGCUUGUCAUUCCAAUAUUUCAUUUGAACAGUGUGUGGCGCGAUUCAAGCAAGUUCGGGGAGAUAUUUGAUGAGGAAUUCUUCAUAUAUGCAUUAAGACAUCACGUGAAUGUGGUUCGAGAAUUACCAGAAGAUGUACUCGAGCGUUUCGACAACAAUAUAAGCAACAUUGUGAAUUUGAGAGUCAAAGGUUGGUCAAGUCCAACUUACUACCUUCAAAAGGUCUUGCCAAAGCUUCUGGAGUUGGGGGCGGUACGUGUUGCACCAUUCUCUAACAGAUUGGCUCAUGCUGUUCCUUCAGAUAUCCAAGGGCUUAGAUGUUUAUCCAAUUUUGGGGCACUUAGGUUUUCAGAGCCUAUACGCACACUUGCAGCAAAAAUGGUCGAUAGAAUGAUCCGGAAUAGUUCUAGUAGUGGCGGAAAGUAUAUCUCCGUUCAUCUCCGUUUUGAAGAGGACAUGGUUGCAUUUUCAUGUUGUGUAUAUGAUGGUGGGGAGGAAGAACAACACGAAAUGGAUAUUGCUCGUGAAAGAAGUUGGAGAGGAAAGUUCCGGAAAAGAGGUCGGAUAAUAAGACCUGGUGCAAUUAGGAUGGACGGAAAAUGCCCUUUAACUCCCCUUGAGGUUGGAAUGAUGCUUAGGGGCAUGGGUUUCGAUAACAAUACUUCAGUAUAUGUGGCAGCGGGUAAAAUAUACAAAGCUGACAAAUAUAUGGCACCACUUAAACAAAUGUUUCCGCGGUUAGAAACCAAGGAUACAUUAGCUUCACCCGAGGAGCUCGCUCCAUUUGUGGGGUACUCAUCUAGGUUGGCUGCUCUCGAUUAUACAAUAUGUCUUCAUAGUGAGGUUUUCGUGACUACUCAAGGCGGAAAUUUCCCACAUUUCAUAAUUGGUCAUCGACGCUAUUCGUAUGAAGGACAUUCCAAGACAAUAAUACCCGACAAGAGAAAAUUAGCUCAAUUGUUCGACAGCCCCCGUAUCAGAUGGGAGAGCUUUCAGCGACAGUUGCGGGAAAUGCUUCAUCAUAGCGAUGUAAAGGGAAGCGAAGUGAGGAAGCCGAGUGGGUCACUUUACACGUACCCGAUGCCAGAUUGCAUGUGUAAGCAAGCAGCUGCUAAAAACUCGACAAGACUACGAAGAUAAAUCAUCAAUAUAAAUAUAAAUAUAAAUAUAAAUAUAUAAAAGAAAGGUCGAAGUUGAUGACGACAUGUAGUAUUCUCAAAUGGUGAAUUGUGGUGAAUUCUUUUAUACGUAUAAAUGGAGGGGGUUGAAGUGAAUUAUUUUAGUUUUACACGUGUAGUUAGUUAUUGAUUUUGUAUGUAGGUGAGGUGUAUGUAACUGAUGCACACUAAUUAAUUUGUUGUAUAUACUAAACUGAACUCAACUGA